GUAGAGCGACAAUAACAACGACAUAAUCUCAAAGCGGAUGAGGAAGACAUACCUUUUCGAUUGAAAUCGGUGGAGAAGCUUUCGGUGAGACAACGGAUCGGUGUCGAGGGAGCGAAAUACCCGAGAGGAUUUUUAAAUCGGGAUGAAAUGGGGGGACGAUCUCUGUCGAACUCUUUCGCCGUCGAGAGAGAGAGAGUCGGGAGAACAUGCAAUUGAUUUUCAGACUGCAAAACGACAUUGCCCUACACCACUUCCACACCCAAUCACAUUCAGCCAGCUGGCAAUAAGGAUCAUCGACAAAACUUCUUAAUUAAGGACAAUCGACUUCCGUUUCUUUGUAAUUUAAGCCUUUUUGAUUUAAUUUUUGGCCCAAUAUUCCUUAGAAUUCAGGCUAAGAACGCCGAUAAUGUUGGUCUAAAGAGCUUUUGUGAUACAAACAGGUCAACUAGUAAUAAGGAUGGAUAAUAGCAGUUGUGAGUCAGAGGAGAGUGAGUCAGAGGAGAGUGACUACUCUGAGAAGCCUUACAAGCAAUUGAGGGACGGGGAGAUGAAAGUUAAGCUAAAGGAGGAGACUUUCAAGUGCCCUUUUUGCCCUGAGAAGAAGAAGCAACGCUACAAGGAGCUGCUUGUCGCCAAAUCCACCACUAGAAAUUGUAAACAAAAAGCUAAUCACUUGGCCUUGUCAAAGUACCUCCACAAGGAGCUCGCUGGUGAUGCUGAGCCAGUGAUUAGCUUGUCCAAGCAGAACCAAGCUGCUGUUGUGAAUGACGACAUGUAUGUGUGGCCUUGGAUGGGGAUUUUCAUCAGCCUACUGAGAGGAAACGAUGACGACAAGAGUUUGCUUCUUGAUUCGGCGUAUUGGUUGAGGAAGCUUGCGAGGUUCAACCCUCUUGAGGUGAAGACCCUUUGGGUUGAGGAGGAUUCGGCAGUUGCUGUGAUUCCUAGGUUUAACGGUGGUAUGGAUGGGUUCAAGAGCGCCACAGAGCUUGAGAAGGAGUUUGAUGUCAAGCGGUGCGGCAGGGAGGACUGGAGAGGAGACUGGAGGAGGUUCAAGUUCAAGACUUAUGGCUGGUGCGCACGUGCAGAUGAUUACAACUCUCAAGGGUCUAUAGCUGAGUACCUGUCAACGGUAGGGAGACUGAGAAGCUUCUCUGAUAUCUCCAAAGAGGAAUUGCAGAAAUCGGAUAAUGUUGCGUACGAUCUAGAUGAUAAAAUUUAUAUGAUGGAUGAGGAUUAUAACCAGGUCCAGUUCAAGUACAAAGUGGAGACCAUCUCUCCGCAGAGGCUUCUCAUGGAAAAACACACGAUGGACCAAACUUAUAAACAAGGUUUGUGUUACUGAAAAGUUGAUUUGCUUUAUGUUUCCCAACCUCGGUUUGUGACUCUUGUUUUUAUAUCUAGAAACAGGAUGCAGGAGUUUUCGCAGCGCACCAUCGACAGGAUCUUACGAGAAAAAGAGAUGCUAAACAAGAAACUGGAGUAUAGGAUGAAGGGUCUGGAUGCUUGGUCCAAAGAAUAAAACUCCUAGCAGUUAAAUUUAGGGAAAAUUGCCGAAACGGAACAAAAAAUCAGCAUAGUUAUUCCUAUGGUAUAAAACCAUAUUUGUCCAUUUAUUUUCUCUUUUACAUUUUCCAUUUCUGAAAUUUAAUGAAAUAAAUAGUUUUUUGAAUCCAAAAAAUAUUAAAAAUAUAAACAAUUAAUAAAACACCUAUAUACACAAACACAUUUUUUUUGGGUUAAAAAACUUGAUAAAUAAAAUUUUAAAAUUAUGUUCCACUAAAAGUAGAAUUCAUCUUCUACGGAAAAUGAGUUAGUAGAAAACAAAUUCCAGAAUAAACAAGUCCAUCUAUUUUUUUUAGAAGAAACCAUCCAAAAAUGACUAAAAUUCUAAAUAUGAGGAAUGUAAAUUUUACUAAUUGUAAAGAUCGCUACUUUUUUUUUGAAUGCAGUCUCUACUUUUAUGAAGUAUUCUAAAAUUCCGGGUAUGCGAAAUAUAAACUUAACACGAACGUCUACAAAAACUAGAAAUUGUAUUCAGAAUUUUUGUCAUGGUUCUACACAGUGUAGAUGGUGUCUUCUACGGAUAAAAAAACAGUUUUCCAAAAAUUAAAGAAGUUUCAGUUAAGAAAAUAUUCUUAAAGUAUUCUAAUUUCCUAAAACAUGUCCUGGUCGAUUUUCUUUGUCAAAAUAUAAAAAAAAUCGAUUUUUGCUUUUCUUCUUCAUCAAUCUAUGAUUUCUUCAUAGUUUGUCUUGUGAUUUUCACAAAUUCUUGUUCUAUGAUGCAUAUCUAUACAAUAUGUGGUGUUUGGGAAUUUAGUGCAAGUACGAGAUUGAUUUUUUCGGCUGAUGAUAAAGGGGGUAGGCUACUGUUAUUGGAAUCAAGUUCUACCUUAGAAGAUUUUAAACGAAUAGUUUUGGAGGAUUUUAGAAACUAAAUGCAAUUAGGUUACGUGAUAUUUUUGAUCUAUGUCGUGUGUUCUUUUUUUUUCUAAAUUGUUUUUACAUUUUUUCCCUUUCUAAAACAUUAUUACCUUAUUGUUUUUAUAUUUUUCCAUUAAACUUUUUAAAAAUGAUUUUAAUUUAUGUUUAAUUUGAUUAAGGAAAUGUUAGUUUUGGGAUUAUGAAAAAUAUUAUACUAUAGGGACAACUUAGUGAUGGUUUUAUACUAUAGGGACAACUAUGUUGUUUUUUUGUUCCGUUUUGGCAAUUUUUCCUUAAAUUUAUUUAUCUCCUAUAAAUAUUAUAGCUAAUUUAUUAGUUAAUUUUAGUGACUUACGCCGAUUUAAUGCUUAACAUUUUAGAAAA
Brassica napus (rape) is the source of this 2805-nucleotide messenger RNA. Its product is annotated as factor of DNA methylation 5-like. Gene Ontology annotation, biological process: gene silencing by siRNA-directed DNA methylation. NCBI's taxonomy places the organism in Eukaryota, Viridiplantae, Streptophyta, Magnoliopsida, Brassicales, Brassicaceae. The transcript has a single exon. The coding region runs from base 458 to 1342 and encodes 294 amino acids. The record is from RefSeq and is a predicted model, not a curated record.